Molecule: messenger RNA, 699 nt
Organism: Daktulosphaira vitifoliae (grape phylloxera)
Lineage: Eukaryota; Metazoa; Arthropoda; Insecta; Hemiptera; Phylloxeridae
Product: parkin coregulated gene protein homolog
Exons: 1
Coding region: 1-699 (232 amino acids)
Molecular function (GO): Hsp70 protein binding; Hsp90 protein binding
Source: RefSeq, a predicted model, not a curated record
AUGUCUUCAUUUAAAAGAAUAGUACCAGGAUUUAGCGUGCAAGCUUACCAAAACAAUUCUGUAACAUCUGGUCCACCAAAGAUGAAAAAAAAAAAAAAAUUAUUAGGCACUAUCAAAAAUCCUUUUUCUAUGCUCUAUGGUGUUCCUGGAUUUCCAUUUUCUACAGGUAACGCUGGGUGUGUACGUUGGUUCAUACCUCUAUCUUCAAUUGAUUAUAAUGUUUACUUACCCUUGUUAUUUCAUGGAAUUCGUGAAUCAACAUACCCUUAUGACAAUUGUGCUGCUCUGGCUCUUCGUGAUAUACUCGACGAACCAAACUGUGGUAGUCACGUACUUGAAGCUUUACCAAAAAUUAUAUUACCCAUACGAAAAGCACUAGAUACUGAACGAUGGAUAGUAAUUAUUCGAACUUUCAUGGCGUUACAAAAAAUUGUAACUUGUGAUUCGAGAAUUGGUGAAGCUUUAAUACCAUUUUUUCGCUAUAUAUUGCCACCAUUCAAUCGAUAUCUUUUCAUUAAUGUUGAAGUGCUAGACGACCUUAACAGGAAAAAUGUCAUAGUAAAUGUUAUGGAUAUAUGUAGAAAAACAUUAAAUUUAUUGGAAAUCAAAGGUGGUCUAUUUGCUUAUACCAACAUUAAAAAUAUCAUUCCAACAUAUGAAAAGACAAUUACGCUAUCAAAGUCAUGCCAAGCUCAAUAA